AUGAAGGGACCCAUGCCUGGCCAGGACAGCAUACCGACCGACACAGAGCCUUCCAACGCCAUCAAACUGCUGCACCUGGUUUUCCUCUCCACCUCCUGGGGAAUGCAGAUCUGGGUGACCUUCGUGGCUGGGUUCGUGAUGGGCAGCCGCCUCCCUCGCCACACCUACGGCUUCAUCCAGCGCGAGCUCUUCCCCUAUUACUUCCACAUUGGCUCCGCUUGUGCCUUCCUCAACCUGACUCUUUUUGCUAUGUACCACCCCAGCGAGCUGCUCAGUGAUGAACAAACGACCCAGAUCAUCAUCUUCUUCGUUUGCAUCGCUGCUUCUGUGCUGAACACGCAGUGGUUCGGGCAGGUCACCUCCGACAUCGUGGCAGACAUGCAUCUCAUCGAGCGUAGCCACGGCCUCGGCCAGGAGGUCGGGCUCUUUACCAGCAAGUCCUGCGAGCAGUUGUGUGUCUCCAACCUCAGCUACAAGCAGCUGUCCCGGCAGCUCACCCUCUACCGCGCUCUUUCCUCUCUCUGCAACCUCUCCUGCAUCGCAUGCAACGGCUUGAGCUUGUACUACUUGGCUGCCCAUCUCUCUGCCCUGUGA
This is a messenger RNA of Cariama cristata (Red-legged seriema), 594 nucleotides long. It is a transcript of the gene TMEM205, whose product is annotated as transmembrane protein 205. Lineage: Eukaryota; Metazoa; Chordata; Aves; Cariamiformes; Cariamidae. The transcript has 3 exons. Bases 1 to 594 code for a protein of 197 amino acids. The record is from RefSeq and is a predicted model, not a curated record.